GUUUUGCUUUUGUUGUGGAAAACACUUCUCUUAUCUCUCGGAGGCAUUCAGAAACUCAAAGACACUAAGAGUUCGUACCGACAGAGAAGUGGUUUGAAUCCAAUAACGGACGACACGUUAGAAGUGACGCGAACUAUGAGAGCGGCCUCUCCUCCAGCGUCGGCCACAGACCUGAUUGAAGCCCAACAGCAGAGGAAAAUGAAUCGUCCGUUUAAGAGGCAGACUGUCAUCAAACAGAGUUCAAUGAUUGGCGACGAAUCGGUCUCUUAUCAGGACUUCGACGCAAACAAUGAGUCCAAUGACGAGGAGAUGAUUCGACCCCCAAAUGCGGCCAUUCCUAUGAACGAGAUGAACGAUAUGAUGGCAGACUUGCCUCAAAUCAAUAAAGGCCUUCCAUGGGUUCCCAAAGUCCGACAGAAAGACAUCGACUCCUUCUUAGAUCACACGAGACUUAAGUUCGUGGGAUAUGUUCUGCCGAACGACAGGACAACCACUGCAGGCCUUCCCGAACCCAUUCUCGAAAGCAUUUCAAUACUCGAGCGACACAUUUAUGUCUCGCUAUCGGAGGCGCAGAUGAAACGCGAGGAAGAGCUCAAUAAAUACCCGCUGACUGUCAAAGAGUUGGAUGAAUUACCACUGAGUUCUUCGGCUGAGACCUUAUAUCAAGCAAUGCUUCCGAGUUUACCUCAAUAUAUGAUAGCAUUGCUUAAGAUCCUGUUGGCGGCGGCGCCCACUUCGAAGGCGAAGACCGAUUCGCCGAAUAUCAUGGCAGACGUAUUGCCUGAAGAGAUGCCGAUGACUGUCCUCCAGUCCAUGAAAUUAGGAAUAGAUGUGAACCGACACAAAGAGAUCAUUAUAAAAGCGGUUUCCGCCAUACUUUUGCUGCUACUAAAGCACUACAAACUCAAUCAUAAAUGGGUUCCCAAAGUCCGACAGAAAGACAUCGACUCCUUCUUAGAUCACACGAGACUUAAGUUCGUGGGAUAUGUUCUGCCGAACGACAGGACAACCACUGCAGGCCUUCCCGAACCCAUUCUCGAAAGCAUUUCAAUACUCGAGCGACACAUUUAUGUCUCGCUAUCGGAGGCGCAGAUGAAACGCGAGGAAGAGCUCAAUAAAUACCCGCUGACUGUCAAAGAGUUGGAUGAAUUGCCACUGAGUUCAUCGACUGAGACCUUAUAUCAAGCAAUGCUUCCGAGUUUACCUCAAUAUAUGAUAGCAUUGCUUAAGAUCCUAUUGGCGGCGGCGCCCACUUCGAAGGCGAAGACCGAUUCGCCGAAUAUCAUGGCAGACGUAUUGCCAGAGGAGAUGCCGAUGACUGUCCUCCAGUCCAUGAAAUUAGGAAUAGAUGUGAACCGACACAAAGAGAUCAUUAUAAAAGCGGUUUCCGCCAUACUUUUGCUGCUACUAAAGCACUACAAACUCAAUCAUAUCUAUCAGUUUGAAUACAUCAGUCAACAGCUAAUGUUUGCCAAUUGUAUUCCAUUGGUUCUGAAGUUUUUUAACCAAAACAUCUCCGCCUAUAUCACCGCCAAAAAUACCAUUUCAGUCAUUGACUUCCCGGCCUGUGUUAUAGGCGAGCAGCCGGAGCUCACGGCUGAUACGCUCGAGUUCGGGGAGACUCAGGCCUAUUGCUGGAGGAAUAUGUUUAGUUGUAUUAAUUUGCUUCGCAUUCUCAACAAGCUAACCAAAUGGAAACACUCCAGGAUUAUGAUGUUAGUGGUGUUCAAGUCGGCCCCCAUUCUCAAGCGGGCCCUCAAAGUACGCCACGCGAUGUUGCAGUUGUAUGUCUUGAAACUGUUGAAAAUGCAGGCCAAGUACUUGGGAAGACAGUGGCGCAAGUCCAACAUGAAGACCAUGAGUGCGAUCUAUCAGAAAGUGAGACAUCGGCUUAACGACGACUGGGCCUAUGGUAACGACUUAGACGCCCGUCCCUGGGAUUUCCAGGCCGAGGAGUUCACUCUUCAGGCAAACAUUAAUCGUUUCCAUAACCGUCGAUAUGAGAAACAGUGCACUACUGGUGUCUCUCAGUCCCAACUGUUGUCUAAUUCAUCGGUCAAUUCAAACCCCAAUUCUACAAACUCCAUGUCCUUAGACGCCAUGUCAGCAGAUAUUCUACAACCGGUUGACAACAACUUCCUCUCAAUUCUAAGCCGAGACAUAGAACUGACAAAAGAAUUUAAAUACAAUUACGAGACAUGGCUUGAGAGAGAAGUUUUCCAAUUCACCGUCGAUUGGGAUCAGCUAUUGUCGGCCACCAAUACUGUCAGCAUGUAA
Molecule: messenger RNA, 2277 nt
Organism: Oppiella nova
Lineage: Eukaryota; Metazoa; Arthropoda; Arachnida; Sarcoptiformes; Oppiidae
Source: the annotation of a GenBank genome assembly